Nicotiana tabacum (common tobacco) is the source of this 3021-nucleotide messenger RNA. RefSeq names its product potassium transporter 4. Gene Ontology annotation, biological process: potassium ion transmembrane transport. The record is from RefSeq and is a predicted model, not a curated record. Gene Ontology annotation, molecular function: potassium ion transmembrane transporter activity. NCBI's taxonomy places the organism in Eukaryota, Viridiplantae, Streptophyta, Magnoliopsida, Solanales, Solanaceae. Gene Ontology annotation, cellular component: membrane.
GAAGAACAAAUGGUUUGAAUCAUUUGUACAUAAUACUUAUAAGGUAAUUUGGGUGAUAUGAUCCAGAUGAAAGAGGAAGAAGAAAGAUUUCUGCAAUCUUCUCUUCUCCUUUCUUCUUCCUCGCACAUCAUUUCAUGUAUCACGUUUCCUAUCUCUAUAUAUGUAUAUUUAUUUAAAAAUAUCCAAUAGGAAACGUAAAAACACGAGGUAAAUAUCACCGCCGUCGCCGCCGUUCUCCUCCACCCCGGGUCCUUCUCCGUCAUCGUCAUCCGCCGCGCCCUCGCCAAAAAUGUAUGAAGUUGGUAUCAAUCAUGUGGAAGAUAGUUUGGAGCAUCCGCCUUCAUCUGCUGCAGCUGAGUGCCAGGAAUCAAUUGAUACAGUUAGAAAAGAGGGGCAAAGUGGACAAACUCAACAAGAAAGGAGAAAAAGGAAGUUGCCGUCAAAGUUCCCUUUGCUGAAUAUUUCCAGGAAUCUAGUAUUGGCAUACCAAAGUCUUGGGGUGGUAUAUGGAGAUUUGAGCACUUCACCACUUUAUGUCUAUAGGAGUAUAUUUGACGGGAAGUUGCAAGAUUAUCAGACUCCAGAAGCAAUAUUUGGUUCAUUUUCAUUGAUCUUCUGGACAAUAACACUCAUUCCUUUGCUCAAAUAUGUAUUUAUCGUGUUGUGUGCAGAUGAUAAUGGUGAAGGUGGAUCAUUUGCUCUUUACUCUCUGCUCUGUAGACAUGCAAAGUUUAGUCUGCUCCCCAACCAACAAGCAGCUGAUGAGGAGCUAUCUGCUUACAGAUAUGGCUACUCUGGGCAGUCUACAUCAUGUUUACAGUUGAAGAGAUUUCUUGAGAAGCAUAAAAAGUCACGUACAGUACUGCUUAUUAUCGUAUUAUUGGGGGCGUGUAUGGUCAUAGGUGAUGGUGUUCUGACACCUGCAAUGUCAGUUAUAUCAUCAAUGUCAGGAAUAAAGGCUGCUGCAGAACACCUAUCUCAUGAUGGAGUGCUGUUUCUUUCUUGCAUUAUAUUGGUUGGCCUGUUCGCUUUACAGCAUUCUGGAACCCACAGGGUUGGGUUUUUGUUUGCACCAAUAGUGAUCAUCUGGUUGAUAUCAAUUAUGGUCAUUGGGUUGUACAACACUGUCGUUUGGAAUCCUAAAGUUGUGGCUGCUCUUUCGCCCUAUUAUAUCGUCAAGUUUUUCAGGGAGACGGGAAAAGAUGGUUGGAUUUCUCUCGGAGGUGUCCUUCUCUCUGUUGCAGGUACUGAAGCAAUGUAUGCAGAUCUUGGUCAUUUCUCUGCCUUCUCCAUGAGGAUUACAUUUGCAUUUGUCGUGUAUCCAUGCUUGGUGAUACAGUACAUGGGUCAAGCUGCUUUUCUGUCCAAAAAUAUAGAUUCCCUUCCAAAUAACUUCUACAGUUCAAUACCUGAUAGAGUAUACUGGCCCGUUUUUGUUAUUGCAACCCUUGCAGCCAUUGUUGGCAGCCAAUCUAUCAUCACAGCCACAUUCUCAAUUGUCAAGCAAUGUAAUGCACUAGGUUGCUUCCCACGGGUCAAGAUUGUCCAUACCUCAAAGCAUAAAGGGCAGAUCUAUGUACCAGAAAUAAAUUGGAUCCUGAUGAUUCUUACUCUUGUUGUGGCUAUUGGGUUCCAAGAUACAACUUUAAUUGGAAAUGCAUAUGGGCUAGCUUGCAUGACAGUGAUGUUUAUCACGACAUUCCUCAUGACACUUGUUAUAAUCUUUGUCUGGCAAAGAAACAUAGUACUUGCCACUUCCUUUCUCCUGUUCUUCUGGUUCAUUGAAGGUUUCUACCUGUCUUCUGCAGUCAUUAAGGCUCCACAGGGAGGAUGGGUCUCUCUUUUGUUCUCUCUUGUCCUCUUAGCUAUCAUGCUUGUCUGGCACUAUGGAACUCGGAAGAAGUACAAGUAUGACCUGCACAACAAAGUUCCAUUGAAAUGGCUCCUUGGCUUGGGUCCCAGCCUUGGUAUUGUCCGUGUCCCUGGGAUAGGGCUAAUAUACUCUGAAUUGGUAACAGGAGUUCCACCUAUCUUCUCUCACUUUGUAACAAAUCUCCCUGCAUUUCACAAUGUGCUGGUGUUUGUGUGUGUCAAAUCUGUUCCUGUACCCCAUGUCUCAUCUGAUGAACGCUUCCUCAUUGGUCGCGUUGGUCCAAGACCAUAUCGCAUGUAUCGUUGCAUUGUUCGAUAUGGUUACAAGGACGCACAACAAGAUGAUGGGAACUUUGAGGACCUUCUCAUCCAAAGUCUAGCCGAGUUUAUCCAAAUGGAAGCUGUGGAACCACAAUUGUCGAGCUCCGAGAGUCCAUCUCUUGAUGGGAGGAUGGCAGUUAUAAGCAUGAGAAUUCUACAUUCGAGCUCACCAUUAAUCAUCUCAGACGAGGAUUUUGUUACGUGUAGCUCCAUUCAAAGCAGCAAGUCGCAGACACUUCAGAGUCUAAGAUCUUCCUAUGAAGAUGAGAACCCAGAAGUCAGGAGACGACGAGUCAGGUUUAACUUGCCAGAGAACCCUGGCAUAGAUCCUGAAGUUAGGGACGAGCUUCUAGAUUUGGUUCAAGCAAAGGAGGCAGGGGUUGCAUAUAUAAUGGGGCACUCGUACGUGAAGGCAAGGAGAUCGUCCUCUUUCUGGAAGAAACUUGCUGUUGACGUUGGAUACACAUUUCUGCGCAAGAACUGCAGGGGUACUGCUGUGGCACUUAACAUUCCUCACAUUAGUCUUAUUGAAGUUGGCAUGAUAUACCAUGUCUAGAGGGAAGCUGGUCGGCUUGGGACAAUUGUCUUGUGUCAUCCCUUUGUGGAGUUGCCUGCAGAGUUUUUGUCACACCUUAUACAUCUGAAUUUAUGGACUAUCAUACUGUCUUAUCGAAUUUUUGCUAGUAUACACCAACAGAAGAAAAAAAGAAAAAAAAGGAAUUAUAGUAUACAUUCAUGUAUUCAGCGGUUUAGAGACAGUAGUUACAAUUUAUUGGGUGAUCUAAAGUUUAUCAUUGAAAUUGCUAUGUAGCCUUUUGUUGCCGAAGA